AUGGCAACGAUAGGUGCACGCCUCGUCUUGGUGGUAGUUCUGGCGGAUGCUGUCGCCGCAGCAGAUGAUGCCGAGUUCGCUUUUAAUCUUCUCUCGGAUGUUGCGCCGGUACUUGCGCUCUUUGGAGAGCAAUUUGCGAAACAGUUUAUGAGUGAAAGUCUGACAUGGUUUGACCAUCUCGUCUUCGCAAUGGUGCCACUAGGGAUUCUUACUGCUAUUACUGGUGCCAUCCGUGUCUACGGGCCCCAAGUUGCAAGGUCAUUCAUUGGACGCGCGAGAGAGAGCCGGGCGCUUGCUGAGAUCGAGAUUAUGUCGUCUACAUCGGAGGAAGUCUGCGAGCUUUUCAAUGGCAACUCAAUCGUCCGCGCCAUGGGCAAGCCUAAAAUUACGCAAUUCCUUGUUUUUCCAAAGGACUAUUCUGACCGCGAGAAAGAGUAUAGAAACUUUGACAACUCUCUCAGGUACACCAAAUCAGACUCAAAGGCGAAAAUGUCUGUCGAUAAGUCAUGUGGCAUUCAUUCCCUCAAGAGUGCCCAAACAGCGAAGGUUAUCACACGAAAAAAAUACCAGAGCCGCACCACUGCAUGGAUUCAACAACACUUGCAUAAGUUUUUGGAACGUCUUGUCCGGAGAAGAGGGGACGGCAAUACCGACAUGGAGAAGACGCUUGCCUCCGCCAAUUACAGUAAAGAUGAAGCCGAGAAUGUCCUCCCGGAACCACCGAAUCUUCAGUUGAACCUUUCAUCUGACUACUCAGACCAGGGCAGGCUAAAAAAGGGCAACGAAAUUCUUUUGGCGGCUAUUGUUGCCGUCAUUCUCCAAACUGGUCUAAUAGUACUCGCAGCUGUCAUGGCCUAUAACAUAAUCCCUGAAUCCUCUAGUCUUAUGGAAUCCAAGGUUUAUGGCUUUCCUUGCUACGCUGCUGGGUCUGUCCUGCUCUCGCUUGGUACUGGACUUUGCUCAAUUAUUGUUGAACAUAGCACCAUUGAGCACUCCUGGGAGAUAUCGGAUGACAAGGAUGAGGACUCUAAACCACGACUUAUAUGGCUCCAGCAAAAUCAGACAGUCAAUGACCAGACAUUCAACGGUUUUGUGAUUCUGGCCGGCUCAAAACGCCGAGUAAUCACUUCAAGACGAAGAAAUCCUGUCGCGGUGCGUCAAUCUAACAAUAAUUCUAGCUCCAAGACCACGAAGAUGAGCACUAAGAAUGAAGCAAGUACAUUCUGGCAGUGGUUGACGGUUGGUGCUGCUCUUUCGGCGGGUGUCGGCUUCACAGCCCAGUUCAUGGGUCUGCGUGGUCUUGCAUUCCCAUGUUCUAUUGCUCAGAUCGGUGCCAUCUUUCUCAUGGCUCUCAUUCGAGCUAUGGUUCGGCGACGCCUAGGACGGAUCCCUGAACAUUGCUCGGCACUCAAGGGACACGAGGCCGACUUGCUUGCAACACAAAUUGUUUUUUGCCCUGAAUUUCGAACGUUCUCUUGGUGCAAAAAGGAAGGAGAGCAAACCUCUGACUGGCAUAAAUCGCCUAGCACGUUGUGCUGUUGGAAAAUUUGCUCCCCAGAUCCUAAGCGGACCACCCCUUUUUGGUUUCAAAAACAUAACAAGAGUAGUGACAAGCCGCCCUCAGAACCACCAUCGAGCCAACAACUACUUCGUGUACGGGAGAGGCUUGGUGACCUAUGCAAGUGGACAUCCAAAUCGGCGGAGAGUGCUCUGUCACUAGCGCGGUCAAUAGAGCUUUUCAUGAACACUUUCUUCCCGCUGGCCCCAAGCGAGCGAAAGAUAGACAAGGAAGAAAAGCGACUUACUUCGCUGGACUGGUGGAUUGAAGCUAGUAGGUUAACGGACGACGGAAAAGCUGAAACAAAAGACUUCAUUCAUAUUCCUCUAGAUGGACGGAGGCCCGACCGCAAUUGGAAAGUGGAAACCGGGAAGGUCGAUGCUGUAUUGUCUCUCUGGAUGGCCACAAUUGUGGCAUCAAGUUUGGAGGGCCGAAAAAGCACGACUGGACCGGGACACUCUUCAAAAUCCUCCAGUCAGACUGAGGCCGACUGGAGACGCACCAAAGCUGGAGACGACCCGAGCUAUAAUUUCUGCCGUAUUAUCGGAGACAACUUGAAAAACAAUGUGCUCAAGCGAGAUAUAGCUUGGUGGGUCGAUAGCCUUGUCGCCGAGCAAAGCGAUUCAACAAUGAGAAGCGACGACACUUCUGAAGAUACUCAGCCUCCGGGUAGGGCUAGGAACGAUGGUGUGGAUCUUGUAAUCGGGUUCAAUGGCAGAUCUGACAACGGCGCGAUUCAAACGGGAGCCGUGGAAGACGGAUCAAAGACACCAACGCGUGACGAUUCUGCCUGUGAGCUUGCUAUUACUUCGAAGGCUGCUCUCCCCACAAUUCUGGCACAGCAUCUAUUUACACAUUUUAUGUGGACUAUUAUCGAUCAUCUACCGAAGAACAUGCUUCACUCUGACCCUGGGAGUGACCAAGACAAGGUCAUAAUAGAAGGGCUCCAAACGUUCGACUCCUACAAUUUUGCCCAGAGUUGGCUCCGACCCAGGCUCAGCCAUCGGCGUCUCACCAAAGCAGUCCGGACAAUGGAAUCUUACGGCUUAGGAAGCAUGACUGACAUUCUUCUCUGUAUGAUUCCAGCGCUUAGUUCCGCCAGGCUUUUGCCCAAUUUGGCGAUACUCAAGCUCAUGCCCCGUGUUGGCCCUCAUCAAGAAUGGAUAGAAACGGCGGCAUGUUAUAGGAAGCUUCUUGGCACAAUCGAGACAGAUAAAGUCGAUGAACAGGAUAGUGUCAGCGUUGCCAUCUUCACUCACACAAUGGAUUUCGUAUCCUUCGCUUAUGAGCCGUACGAUAAGCUGGCAAGCCAGGCAGAAGAACUUGACGAGACAAGCUUUGCACUAGAACUUGAUGAGCAACUUCGCAUCAUCGUCGAGGAGCUCGCUUCGUCUAGGUUUUUCACAAUCAUGGAAAAGCUUGCUCCAGUGUAUGAGCGUCAAUACCGCCUGAAGACAUUCAAAAGCAUCUUUAGUCGAUACAAGGCUUGGGAAGAUAUAGCCAACUACCUCAAAGAAUCCAAGGACCUAGAUGAGACUUUUGCAAAGAAUGCCUUGGGAUUUAGUCAACAGCAUUGCCGAGCAUUUUCAAGCAUAGAAGCUAUUUUUGAGUGGAUGUGGUUUCCGUAUAAUAAAAUGAGAAACGCAGAAAAUUCUAUGACAGCGCGGGAUAUUUUCGGCUGGUCGCCAUUUAAUUAUCUUUGCUACCGUACUACAAACAGAAUCAUCCGCAAUUUCAACCCCGAGUUAAUUGAGCGAUAUUGCAAGCUGGUUGACAAUCUUGGACGUAACCCUCUUCAGAUUGUUGCUCAAGGGGGCGUGCAUGUUAGUUUUGAGGCGAUGUUCGACAUGAUUAGCAACGAGAGGAAGAAAAGCAUUAUCUAUGCAAGUGGCAUGGAUGGCAUGACAACUCUUCAUCUGAUCGCGAAAAGCGGUGCCAUCGAUUCUUUGAAUCUAAUAGCCCCGUGGAUCAAGCGACUGCUCCCUAAGACGGACCUCUGGGGUCGUCAAGCAAUUCACAUUGCUGCCAAAUAUGGACACGACGAAAUCACUGAAAAGCUCUUAGACAUGGGGUCUCGGCCUGACCAGGUCGAUGAAAUAGGGAAAUCUCCUGUCGAUUAUUUCGUGGAAACAAAAAAAAGCAGUUGUGCUAGCGACGUCACUGAACAGGAGACCACCGGCCAAUCCACGCCCAGCAGCCUCAGUUCCACGCCCAGUAUUGUGUCAGUUCAGGAGAUUGUGCCAGUCUUGACCACUGGCGGCUCAUCGCCUGACGAUCUUUCUGGGAAGGGGGUAGCUCUGGGCGAGGAAGACAGUGCGCUGUUCUUGAAAUUUGGAACGAAAGACCAAAAUUGUCGAUAUAGCCAUGGUAAGACGCUUCUUCACAUUGCGGUUGACAUUCUCGAUGAAAGUGCGAUUAAAAAGAUGGUGAAUGAUAUGGAGUUCGACACGGAGGCACAGGACGAUGGCGGACAAACGCCUUUGCAUCACGCAAUCUUAGCAAGCAAUACAGGCGUAGCCCAGGCACUCAUUAAAGACUGCAAGGCUUGUAAAUCAGCCAAAGACGGUCGCAAAAACACGCCACUCAUGUUCGCUGUACAGAAAAAUCUCGCAGUCGUUGCCCAAGCACUCCUGGAGGAGCCGGAUCCGUGUGCUAUCGAUGAGACUAACGAUGAAGGCGAAUCUGCAAUUCACCUGGCCAAUACCCGACCAAUGGCUGAGUGGUUGGUUGAGAAAAAAUGCUGCAUAUUUAUAACAGACAAAAACGACAGAACAGCCCUACACGCGGCCAUAGAUGAUGAACGCGAGGAUGUCGCACUUUAUCUGAUAGAGCUUGCAUCAAGCUCGGAACCUUCUCUUCGCAACAACAAGGAGUCACUGCUUGUUGUAGCAUGCAAAAGCGGCAGUUCCAUGUUGAUCUCAAAAAUUCUCGAGAAAUGGCCCGAUAUAAUUAACCAAGAGGACGAAAUAUAUGGCCAGUCACCUUUAUCUUGGGCCUGCGAGAAUGGUCAUGAUAUGGUUGUGCAAAACUUACUUCAAUACCGCGACAUUAACGUCAAUCAUACGGCUUGUGAGUGGCGGAAAUACACUCCGUUACACUUUUCUGUUGAAUCGGAUAGCCCCAAGAUUAUAGAGCUUUUGCUCCAGCAUCCAAUGAUCAAGCCUAACGAGAAGGACAAGUAUGGUCAAUCACCAUUACAACUAGCUCUACAACUUGGGAACUUUGAAGUUGCUAGGAAGCUACUUUUACACCACGGAACAGCGUUCAAAGACAAGGUUCGUUGUUUUGAAGACUUCAUCGUCGAUUUGCCCGACAUAUUCGAACCUACCAUCAUCUUAAGUGUGCUCCAGGGGGUUGAAGAACAAUCCUUGGUUCCCGAGUUCGUGCUACGGGUGUUCAAUGACAUGAUGGUUCCGAAUACCCUAGAAACAGUCAAAGUCCUAGCAGAGGCUCUUAAGGGGGGCUCGUGGAAGGAGUUCGGCUUUCCAUACCGCAUUGCAGCUCCUCUUGGUGUUCCAGAGCUCGUGAAGGCCUUGAGUGAGCAGAAUGUAGAUCAUGAGGGUCUGGAUGAGGAUAAUUGGUCCUCGGCUGACUACAUCCAGCGCUUCGACCGCACUGGGGAAUUGUCAGCCAUUGUUACCCAUCUACAAAACUCAGGUGGGAACAAAACACCUGACCAUAAGGUGCCAACGACCCUGGCUUGGACUGUUUACAAGGAAGGUAUUGAAGUCACCCCGUGCGACGGUCAUAACAAUUGUACAAAAGUACACGGUAUGGUAUAUUCAUUUACUCACACUGAAAAGUGGACCUAA
This is a messenger RNA of Clonostachys byssicola, 5370 nucleotides long. The record is from the annotation of a GenBank genome assembly. Lineage: Eukaryota; Fungi; Ascomycota; Sordariomycetes; Hypocreales; Bionectriaceae.